AUGGGACCACCCGCUAUCAUAGCUCCCUCGAUUCUCUCUGCCGAUUUUGGCGCCCUCGGCCCAGCAUGUUCUGGUUUAAUGAAGGACAACAGUGACUGGAUCCAUGUCGACAUCAUGGACGGUCAUUUCGUACCAAACAUCACCUUUGGACCUCCAGUUGUCUCGAAAAUCAGAACUCAUGUGGAAAGGCCGGCCAAUGCCGGCGGGAAGGGGACGUUCGACUGCCAUAUGAUGAUCGCCGAGCCCCAAAAAUGGGUUAAAGAAUUCAAAGAUGCCGGCUGCGAUCUAUAUUGCUUCCACUACGAGGCUGCUAUCAACUCUACCGCUGCCAAGGAGCCCUCUGAUACCACCACCGAGAAAACAAGCCCAAAAGAGUUAAUUCGUUACAUUCAUGAAAUGGGCAUGCAAGCCGGUAUCGCUAUCAAGCCGAGCACCGAAGUUGGCGUCCUGUGGAAUAUUUUAGAAAGCAAGGACGCAGCCGAACGGCCAGAUAUGGUUCUUGUCAUGACCGUUAACCCAGGUUUCGGUGGUCAAAAAUUCAUGGCCUCAGAGCUACCCAAGGUCGAAGCCUUGCGAGCAAAAUACCCAGAUAUGAACAUCGAAGUCGAUGGUGGACUAGGCCUUGGGACCAUAGACCAGGCAGCCGAUGCGGGAGCUAACGUCAUUGUUGCUGGAUCUGCCGUGUUCGGAGCACAGAAUCCUGCCGAAGUUAUUGCCAAACUUCGAGAGUGUGUUGAAAAGAGAAGGCAAUCUUGA
Arthroderma uncinatum is the source of this 756-nucleotide messenger RNA. Its product is annotated as ribulose-phosphate 3-epimerase. NCBI's taxonomy places the organism in Eukaryota, Fungi, Ascomycota, Eurotiomycetes, Onygenales, Arthrodermataceae. Gene Ontology annotation, cellular component: cytosol. The transcript is spliced from 3 exons. Gene Ontology annotation, biological process: pentose-phosphate shunt, non-oxidative branch; pentose-phosphate shunt; carbohydrate metabolic process. The coding region runs from base 1 to 756 and encodes 251 amino acids. Gene Ontology annotation, molecular function: metal ion binding; D-ribulose-phosphate 3-epimerase activity. The record is from RefSeq and is a predicted model, not a curated record.